GCAUUAUUUCACUCUGGCUUCUUUGGACCACGACCACGAGAUGCCAGACAGUUCGAGUGCGAGUGUGCCAUCUGCCCAUGAGGCCACGGCUGAAGUUCUAAAGAAUGCAGCAUUGUCUACAGAGUCUGGAAGCAGCAAAAGCAGUGAUGCGGCCGAUGAAAGUGCUUUGGAACAUCUAAAUGUGGACUCUUCAGAUGAUGCAGAUUCCGCCCUUGGCGAUAUGGCACCUGUGCCUUCGACGUAUUCGGCGACUUCGAGUAUCUAUCAUUAUGUCGAGGAAAAUGGGCGGACAUAUCAUAAAUACAAGGAGGGCAAAUACCUGCUACCCAACGACGAGGCCGAGAUGGACCGUCUUGAUCUUCAACAUCAGCUUUGGUCGAUCACGCUCUUUGAGGAACUAUUCCUUGCUCCAGUGAAGAAUCUGCAUAAUAUUCUCGAUAUAGGGACAGGUACGGGGAUCUGGGCGAUUGAAGCAGCAAAUAAGUACCCCUCAGCGCACGUAAUUGGCAGUGAUCUCAGUCCCAUACAACCAGAAUACGUCCCCCCGAAUUGCCAUUUCGAAGUAGACGAUGUCGAGGAUGAAUGGAAUUACAGCCAAAAAUUCGACCUAGUCCACGGCCGCGCCCUGGUAACCUGCUUUAAAGACCCCUUCUUCGUGAUAUCUUCUGCCUUGGACGCUCUCAACCCUGGCGGGUUCCUCGAAUUUCACGAUUUUGUGAUACCCCUGCGCUCCAUCGACGACUCUCUCCAAGGAACCGCCUUCCAGUCCUGGCAAGAGAAGACCUUCGACGCGGCGGACAAACUCGGCACAUCCUGGAGGAAUAGCGCUAACUAUUCACGAUAUCUCGAGGAAGCGGGGUUUGUGGAUGUCGUGGAGAAGCAUUUCCAGUGGCCAAUAAAUCCAUGGGCGAAGGGCGCACGUAUGAAGACAAUUGGGGCUUAUUGUCAGGAGAAUAUACUGAGGGGAAUGGAAGCGCUGAGUAUGGCGGUUUUAACGAGGGGAGCGGGUAUGACAAAGGAGGAGGUUAUGGAGUUAACAGCAGCAGCGAAGAGGGAUGUACCGAAUCGGGACAUUCACGCUUAUGUUCCCCUCAUUGUAGUUUACGGAAGGAAGCCAGAAUAGAGGAAAUCCUCUUCUCUUGUGUAUUCAAGGCUUUAUUCCUGGCAUUUUGGCCAGUGAGCCAGAGAAAAGCUUGGUAGAAAAUAUGACGGAGGAUAUGCUUUUGUAUAAGAUGAUGCAUUCCUGGGUUUUUCAAAUGAUACUAUGAAAUGCGGUAGGG
This is a messenger RNA of Amorphotheca resinae ATCC 22711, 1280 nucleotides long. RefSeq lists its product as hypothetical. Bases 41 to 1123 code for a protein of 360 amino acids. Gene Ontology annotation, molecular function: methyltransferase activity. NCBI's taxonomy places the organism in Eukaryota, Fungi, Ascomycota, Leotiomycetes, Helotiales, Amorphothecaceae. The record is from RefSeq and is a predicted model, not a curated record. The transcript is spliced from 10 exons.